Messenger RNA from Kogia breviceps (pygmy sperm whale), 2553 nucleotides. RefSeq names its product transmembrane protein 201 (gene TMEM201). Lineage: Eukaryota; Metazoa; Chordata; Mammalia; Artiodactyla; Physeteridae. Gene Ontology annotation, molecular function: lamin binding; actin filament binding. Gene Ontology annotation, cellular component: nuclear inner membrane. Gene Ontology annotation, biological process: nuclear migration along microtubule. The record is from RefSeq and is a predicted model, not a curated record.
GCCGCCUGCCGCCGCCCACCGCCCAUCGCCCGCGCCAGGAGCCAUGGAGGGAAUGAGCGCGCUGCUGGCCCGCUACCCAACGGCCGGCCUGGCCGGCGGCCUGGGAGUCACGGCGUGCGCCGCCGCCGGCGUGCUGCUCUACCGGAUCGCCCGGAGGAUGAAGCCGACACACACCGUCGUCAACUGCUGGUUCUGCAACCAGGACACGGUGGUGCCCUAUGGGAACCGCAACUGCUGGGACUGCCCCCACUGCGAGCAGUACAACGGCUUCCAGGAGAACGGCGACUACAACAAGCCGAUCCCCGCCCAGUACCUGGAGCACCUGAACCACGUGGUGAGCGGCGCGCCCGGCCCCCGGGCCCCCAUGCAGCCCCCGCAGUGGGUGAGCAGCCAGGUGCUGCUGUGCCGGCGGUGCAGCCACCACCAGACCACCAAGAUCAAGCAGCUGGCCGCCUUCUCGCCGCGCGAUGAGGGCAGAUACGAUGAGGAGAUCGAGGCGUACCGGCACCACCUGGAGCAGACGUACAAGCUGUGCCGGCCGUGCCAGGCGGCCGUGGAGCACUACAUCAAGCACCAGAACCGCCAGCUGCGCGCCCUGCUGCUCAGCCACCAGUUCCGGCGCCGGGAGGCCGGCCAGAGCCACUCGCAGAGCUUCUGCUCGUCCGUGGUGAAGGCCCCGCUCCAGGUCAUCGUGCUCCGAGCCCUCGCCUUCCUGGCCUGCGCCUUCCUGCUGACCACCGCGCUAUAUGGCACCAGCAACCCCUUUGCCCCGGGGGCGCCCCUGACCCCGGCCCUGCCACCUGGUAGCAAUGGCUCGGCCCCGCCUGACAACAGCACAGCCCCUGGGGCCGAGGGCUGGCGGCAGCUGCUGGGCCUGCUGCCCAAGCACGCGGCAGAGAAGCUGCACGAGGCCUGGGCCUUCGGGCAGAGCCACCAGAUGGGCGUCGUGGGGCUGGGCCUGCUCGCCUGCCUGCUGGCCAUGCUGCUGGCCGGCCGCAUCAGGCUCCGGAGGAUCGACGCCUUCUCCGCCGGCCUGUGGGCCCUGCUGCUGGCGCUGCACCUGGCCGAGCAGUACCUGCAGGCGGCCUCGCCCAGCUGGCUGGACACGCUCAAGUUCAGCACCACGUCCCUGUGCUGCCUGGUGGGCUUCACCGCAGCCGUGGCCACGAGGAAGGCGACGGGCCCGCGGAGGUUCCGGCCCCGAAGGUACUUCCCGGGAGACUGUGCCGGCCUCUUCCCCGCCGGCCCCAGCCUGGCCGUCCCCUGCCCGAGCAUCGCAGGCCCCUCGCCGGCUCUGUUCACGCCUGCCCCGCCCGGCUUCCUGCCACUUAACCAGCAGCUGUUCCGGUCUCCCCGCCGGGCCUCGCCCUCCUCGCUGCCCGGCCGCCUCAGCCGGGCCCUCUCGCUGGGAACCAUCCCCUCUCUGACGCGAGCAGACUCAGGGUAUCUGUUCAGUGGGAGCCGCCCACCAUCUCAGAUGUCCCGAUCCAGAGAGGUUCCGGUUUCAGAUUACUUCUCUCUGCUGUCGGGGAGCUGCCCCUCCUCCCCGGUCCCUUCCCCAGCACCCUCCGUGGCCGGCUCAGUGGCCUCCAGCUCUGGCUGUCUGCGCCACCGCAGGCCCCUCAUCAGCCCCGCCCGGCUCAACCUGAAGGGGCAGAAGCUGCUGCUGUUCCCGUCGCCCCCCGGGGAGGCCCCUAACACUCCCAGCAGCUCCGACGAACACUCGCCCCGCAACGGCAGCCUCUUCACCGUCGAGCCACCCCCCAUCCCACAGAGGCAGCCGGCGCGGGACACGAAGCACACCAUGGACGUGAAGUCAGCGCCGGAGAGAGGCAGCACCUGCAGCAGCCGCUCCAUCAAGAAAGAGGAUGACUCGUCCCAGUCCUCCUCCUGUGUGGUGGACACCACCACCAGGGGCUGCGCGGAGGAGGCCGCCCCCUGGCGAGGUCGUUUAGGCCCCUCCCUGAUCCGGGGCCUCCUGGCCGUGAGCUUGACCGUCAACGCCCUCUUCACCUCGGCCUACCUGUACCAGAGCCUGCGCUGACCCGCCGUCCGCAGCCUCCCGGCACCCAGAGUCUCGAAGGGUGCGUCCAGGUGCAUGCCGCUGCCACCGCUGCCGGCCUCAGGCCUCCUCGAGGGGCUGCCGCCUCCGCCCUUUUCUCCGGGGCCCCUGAGCUCGCCAGAGGGAGUCUUGUUCCCGGGAGCCUUCUCCCCACCUAACAGACUGCGGCGCUGGGCAUGGGCUUGGGGGUCACAGCCCUCCCCGCCCACCUCCUUGGCUGACAUCAGUUGUGUGUUUGGUGCUGACGCUCUGAUCCUGAAGCCAGGGCUCCCCGAGGGGCUGCGGGACCCUGGGGUCCCUCCCCACCAUCCAGCCCCGCCUGGCAGGAAAGCCUCGACUGCUGUGACAGGAUCGGGAGCUGGCCCUGACCCCGCCCCCGCGGGCUGUGAUGACAUCUUCGGACUGCGCUCCUCUGUCCCGUGGGCCGCCUCGGGCUCCCUGGGGGAGGGGGGAAGGGAGGGCUCCAGUCGGGUGGAGGACGAACCACCUUU